AUGGACUACCACGUACACAUAAUCGUUGCUGUUUUCGUCGGUCUUCUCGCACACAACGCAAUUUUCAUCCGUGGCGAGUGGCACAUGCAUAUCCUACAAAUUCUUGUUGGCGUUUGUCUGGUGAACGUCAUCGCGCUGUACUCGUUAUACCGCGUCGUACGAGUACCAUCAUUUAGUGAGGCGCUCGGCGCCUUGUUCUACAUGGACAUAGCAUGCUUGACGGCCCUGUUCAGCAGCAUGACGGUCUAUCGUCUCUUCUUCCACAAGCUAUCUGGCUUCCCAGGUCCGAAGCUCGCAGCGGUCACCAAGCUAUGGCACGUCUGGAAGAUUCGCAAGUCGACAAACUAUCUGUUACUCCAGGAACUCAACGGGGAGUAUGGAGACAUAAUACGCACUGGCUCACCAGAUUUCACCCUCAAUACGGCAGGCCCAAAUGAACUUACCCUUGUUGGGCCUUCAGCUUUCAAUUUACUUGAUGGUUGGGGCAAUACUACGACGAGAGACGUCUGGUAUGAUUUGUUACGGCCGCGAUACUCUGCCGUAUUCUGUCGCGACAAGAAACUGCACAAGGAAGGGCGCAAGGCCUGGGUCAAUUCCAUGACCGGGCAAGCGAUGAAUGCAUUCUAUCCCCGAGUCGCAGCUCUUUCCCACUCGCUCUCGAGCUGUAUCAGGUCCCACGGCACUCGACCCGUGGAUGUCGACGAUGUCAUGUCCUGGUUCUCUUUCGACGUGAUGGGGGAUGUUUUGUUCGGCGAGGAUUUCAAUCUAUUACGUUCCCAAAUAAUGGACCCUGCCAUCAAGCACCGUGACGGUGCUCUGGCGCUUGUUGGGCCCAUCUCAGAUGCUAUUUGGAUUGCACAUCUGGCGUUCCUUCUUGUUCCUUUUUUAAAUCCGGUCCAGGACUGGCUUGGGAUGGUGAAGUUCUGCGAGGACCGACUCGCGGCCCGAAUCCAGAGAGGCGAGAACGAGAAGAAACCGGACAUGGCUCAAUAUUUUCUCGAUGAGCACCAAAGUCUCGACGGCACUAUGAGCUUGAGAGAUCGAGAUCUUUACCUUGCAGGUAACAUAAUCACCGCAGUGGUCGCAGGCAGUGAUACGACCAGAGCUGCUUUGAUAGCAACCUGUUGGUUCCUGGCGAAGUAUCCCGAACACGCGGAUGCGAUCAGAGCCGAGACUCGAGAUGUAGACGGUGACGAUUUCGCAACGCUCGCCAGUCUGCCUCACCUCAAUGGAUUCAUCAACGAAAGCCUCCGCCUGAUGCCGCCUGCCGGCAUGACGGGGACGGCCAGGAUCACCGGGCCGCAAGGGAUGCAAUUCGAGAACACUUACAUACCCCCAUUCACCAAAGUCACGGCGCCAAGGUAUGGCAUAAUGAGACUCGAGUCUGCGUUCCCACGCCCAGACGAGUUCAUACCUGAGCGAUGGUACUCGCAGCCCGAGCUCGUCCUCGACAGGCGAGCCUUCACGCCGUUCUCGGUUGGCCCCCGCCAGUGCACCGGCAAGACCCUGGCGUAUGCCGAGCUUCGCCACGUGGCGACUCUUCUGCUCCGGCACUAUGACAUUGAGUUUGCGGACGGUUACGACCCGGAGACCAUGUGGCGAGACUUGAAGGACCAAGUCACGGCCCAGCCGGGCAAGGUCUUGUGCGUAUUUAAGCCCCGUGAACAGUAG
Molecule: messenger RNA, 1671 nt
Organism: Clonostachys byssicola
Lineage: Eukaryota; Fungi; Ascomycota; Sordariomycetes; Hypocreales; Bionectriaceae
Source: the annotation of a GenBank genome assembly